Messenger RNA from Daucus carota subsp. sativus, 948 nucleotides. RefSeq lists its product as uncharacterized. Gene Ontology annotation, molecular function: nucleic acid binding; zinc ion binding. NCBI's taxonomy places the organism in Eukaryota, Viridiplantae, Streptophyta, Magnoliopsida, Apiales, Apiaceae. The coding region runs from base 1 to 948 and encodes 315 amino acids. The record is from RefSeq and is a predicted model, not a curated record. The transcript has 2 exons.
AUGCCGAAUCAAAUGGAGAUUAAGUUUUUGGAGCCUAAGCAGGAUAACAUGAGUGUGGCAGAUUAUGAGGUUCGUUUCACUGAAUUGGCAAGGUUCGUUCCGGAUCAAGUUGAUACGGACGAAAAGAGGGCUAAAAGAUUUCAGCAAGGGCUGAAGGAUUGGAUCCGUAGUAGGGUGGCCAUGUUUGAAAUGACUUCGUAUGUUUCUAUAGUUCCAAAGGCCAUGAUCAUUGAGAAUGAAAGUGAGAUGUCCCAGAAAAAUAGAGAUGGGAAGAAGAAAAAGGUGGAGGCUUCAGAAGGAAAUCAAAAGCAAGGAAACUUUCGGGGCAGCUUUAAUAGAAGGCCAGAGUUUCAGCCAAACCGAAAUGUUGGAUUUAGGAGACCACCAACGGAAAAUGGGGGUCAGAGAAAUCAGUACCAUUGUAGAACCUGUGGUGGAAAACAUUUUGGAAGUUGUAGGAGCACAGUGGAAUGCUAUAAAUGCCACCAGAAGGGACACUAUGCAUCAGAAUGUGCUCAUAAGGCUCCAGAGCUCAAAGAAGGAGUUGCAUGUUAUAGAUGUGGAAAGUUGGGCCAUAUGGUCAAGGAUUGCCCCAUACCUGGGCCAAUGGGAAACUUUCCAAGGAUUUCGGGUCCUCCAGCUGAGAACGUGCCGAGGAUAGCUGGACCAUCUAAUCAGAAUCAGCCGAAAGCCAGAACCUUCAACAUGACUAUGAAGGAUGCAGUGCAGAGUUCAGACGUGGUUGCAGGUACGCUUCCCGUGAACUACAUAAAUACUAAUAUAUUUAUUGAUUCUGGAGCUACAAGAUCUUUUGUUUCUAAGGAUAUUAUUGAUAAAUUGAAUUGUGGAGUUCGAUUCUUAGAACAAGCUUUGGUAAUUGAGUUAGCUAAUAAGGAUCGAGUUGUAGUCGAUCAGAUUUAUCCAGGAUGGGACAUUAUUAUAGCAUGA